Medioppia subpectinata is the source of this 1791-nucleotide messenger RNA. Lineage: Eukaryota; Metazoa; Arthropoda; Arachnida; Sarcoptiformes; Oppiidae. The record is from the annotation of a GenBank genome assembly.
AUGGACCUUAUCAAAUGCUGUUCAGACGAUAAUUGUAUUAUAACACAGAGAAUCAGACAGUUAUGUAAAUCCUGUCAAUUAAACCAAAGCUAUAAAAACGAUGUCAAUUCUACAUUAAUAAUGUAUAAAGAAUCGGAUAAUAAUAACAAUGACAAUAUAAAGCUAUCAUUAAAGCCAGUGUUUCGAGAGAUAAGCGAUUUCAAGUCAUUCAACUCAUUACAACUCAUGAGAUUGUCUGAGCUGUUCAUCGCAUCCAAAAUAUUCAGCGAUAAACAGAUUUACGCCACGAAUGCGGUUGAGAUGACAGACAUCGUUGAAUUGAACCGAUUGUGUAAUAUAACAAUGUCUGGCGAUUUGAAAGACACGAUCACAUUUGCCAAAAGUCUCACCUCAUUUGCCAACAUAUGCCCUAUGGAUCAGAUCUCACUCGCAAAGUACGGGUGUCUUGAGAUGCAAAUAUUUCGCUCCACAAUACGCUAUGAUAGGGACACUGAACGCUGGACUCUGGUUUGGGUGUGUAAAUUGAGCAUGGCUUCAGAGCAGCCAAAGGCCGGCUGUUUUAAACUGGAUGUGCUUAAGAAGCGACAAAACAAUUUAGCCGAACAGCAAUUAUACAUUUAUUUACUUCAAUGCUAUCUAUAUAUGAAAUAUCGUUCAGAAGCGGAAACGCAUUCAAAACUAUCAAAACUAAUGAAUCCAUUGACAGAUCUUCAGGUGAUCUGCGAUAUGGAGAGAGUGGACGGACCGGAGACUAUUAAUUUCCUGAUAACUGGAGCCGCCGGAGGAGGGGUGGUAGCGAUAUCGGCUCAAUCUCCGACUACGGCUCUAAGAAUUGGUCGGCGUUUACCCUUACGUCGACCGUUCAGUCGACUGUCCGGCGCUAAGGCUGGAAUACAAGUGAAGUAUAGUCGACGACUACUGAUAAGACGGCUGCUCCAUCGCCCCGACCUUAACCGAAACACGUCCCGUCGUUUCUGUUACUCCGUUUCGUGCCAUCGCGCGCCUUGUGAAGGUCCGCUGCCAUAUCGUAGAGUCUUUGGGCUUCAGCCCCGACCUUGUUUGAGACCCGUACUUCCAAUCCGUCGGCCGCCGCUACUCCUACUUGAGGGGCAUACCGAUGUUCGCGUUUCCGUUGGUCGUCGUAUUCAUGUCUUCUCCACAUUGCUUCGCGUUUUCGUCGACCACUUCGAGAUACCGUUGCCAUUCCGUACCAGCGGUACCGCCACUGCGUCCGCGUUCUCGUCGGCGUCUGAAGUGUCUCCAAUUGGUUCCAUCGUUUCCGCAUGUGAUUCUCUGUCCGACGUCUCCGUUGAUACGUCGACACUAGUGACUGGCGCUUCUCGCGCAAUAAGAGGCAGAGCUGCGAACGCGUCGGCGUUCUCGGCAGAAAUGUCUCCCUUUGGUUCCUUCACUGAAGAUGAUUCCGUGUCCGACGUCUCCGUUGACGCGUCGACACUAGUGACCGGCGCUCGUCGCGCGGUCCGUGAAAUUCUCUUCUUGUAUGCGUCGAUUGACUUGUAUUUCGCGGCAAAUUUCCGGUGUCUGUGUUGUUCGACGAAUUCCGGCUUUAACAUCACUUCAUACGGGCCCACCAGUCGUAGACCAGGAAUGAUGGCCAGCCCGAGAGCCUCCGUCGCGUCGUUGCCGAGGAUCACCACGUCGUCGGCGUGCUUCAGCACUACGAGGGGCACUUUGGCUGCCAAUCGGUCGUACGCUAUCCGGCAAUCGUCGAUAACUCCCAUCGGAGUAGCUAUACGCCCGUCGGUGAGCUCAAUACCUCCUCCGCAGUAA